Messenger RNA from Equus quagga, 1847 nucleotides. RefSeq names its product DEAD-box helicase 49 (gene DDX49). Gene Ontology annotation, molecular function: RNA helicase activity; nucleic acid binding; ATP binding. The record is from RefSeq and is a predicted model, not a curated record. Bases 84 to 1535 code for a protein of 483 amino acids. Lineage: Eukaryota; Metazoa; Chordata; Mammalia; Perissodactyla; Equidae. The transcript has 13 exons.
UAAGUGGGAAGGGUUCGUGACGUCAUCGGCACGCGCCGGAAGCGCGGCUACACACGGAGGCUCACACGGGGCUGGCGGCGAGGAUGGCAGGCUUCGCGGAGCUCGGGCUGUCAUCGUGGCUCGUGGAACAAUGUCGGCAGCUGGGUUUGAAGCAGCCCACGCCCGUACAGCUCGGCUGCAUCCCCGCCAUCCUUGAGGGUCGGGAUUGCCUGGGCUGUGCCAAGACGGGCAGCGGCAAGACGGCUGCGUUUGUCCUGCCCAUCUUGCAGAAGCUGUCUGAGGAUCCCUACGGCAUCUUCUGCCUCGUCCUGACACCCACCAGGGAGCUGGCCUACCAGAUUGCAGAGCAGUUCCGGGUCCUGGGGAAGCCUCUAGGCCUGAAAGACUGCAUCAUUGUCGGCGGCAUGGACAUGGUGGCCCAGGCCCUGGAGCUCUCCCGGAAACCACACGUGGUCAUCGCCACGCCGGGGCGCCUGGCCGACCACCUCCGCAGCUCCAGCACCUUCAGCAUAAAGAAGAUCCGCUUCCUGGUGCUGGAUGAGGCGGACCGGCUGUUGGAACAGGGCUGCACUGACUUCACCGUCGACCUGGAGGCCAUCCUGGCAGCUGUGCCAGCCCGCAGGCAGACCCUGCUCUUCAGCGCCACACUGACCGACACGCUCAGGGAACUGCAGGGCCUGGCCACCAACCAGCCCUUCUUCUGGGAGGCUCAGGCCCCGGUGCGCACAGUGGAGCAGCUGGACCAGCGCUACCUGCUGGUGCCUGAAAAGGUCAAGGAUGCCUACCUGGUCCACCUGAUCCAGAACUUCCAGGACGAGCACCAGGACUGGUCCAUCAUCAUCUUCACCAACACGUGCAAGACCUGCCAGAUCCUGUGCAUGAUGCUGCGCAAAUUCGGCUUCCCCGCUGUGGCUCUGCACUCCACGAUGAGGCAGAAAGAACGCUUUGCCGCCCUGGCCAAGUUCAAGUCUAGCAUCUACCGGAUCCUGAUUGCGACAGACGUGGCCUCCCGGGGCCUGGACAUUCCCACGGUGCAGGUGGUCAUCAACCACAACACCCCCGGGCUCCCGAAGAUCUACAUCCACCGAGUUGGCCGGACUGCCCGUGCAGGGCGGCAGGGACAAGCCAUCACACUGGUGACGCAGUAUGACAUCCACCUGGUACACGCCAUCGAGGAGCAGAUCAAGAAGAAGCUGGAGGAGUUCUCGGUGCAGGAGGCCGAUGUGCUGCAGAUUCUCACACAGGUCAACGUGGUGCAGAGGGAGUGCGAGAUUAAACUGGAAGCAGCCAACUUUGGUGAAAAGAAGGAGAUCAACAAGCGGAAGCAGCUGAUCCUGGAGGGGAAGGACCCUGACCUAGAGGCCAAGCGCAAGGCUGAACUGGCCAAGAUCAAGCAGAAGAACCGGCGCUUCAAGGAGAAGGUGGAGCAGGCCCUGCAGCGGCAGAAGGCCAGCAGGGCAGACCACAGGGGGCGUCCACCCGGGGCCCGGCCUGAGGCCCGCUCGGCCCCAGCACCCACCCAGGGCCCUGCCUGAGUCCACAUGGCUCCCACCUGCCCAGCCUGGGACUCCUUCAUCGAGCUGAGGGUCAGAGGGUCCCCCCUUGGAGACAGUCCCCCUCAGCGGAGCCCAUGGACACUCACAUUGUGCAGCCCCCAGCUGGCCCCUUCUCAGAGCCUUGACCGGGGGUCAGACUGCAGGGGAGGAACGAAUGCUGGCUAUGAGGUUGGGCCCAAUUCCACAGAGUGACCCUGGCCCAGGGUCACCUCAGGGGCAUGCCAUAGGGCCCACGAGCAAAGGUGUGUCACUUGCAGGAGGUGCUCAAUAAAUGGGUCUUUCGACUUCCUC